This is a messenger RNA of Spirometra erinaceieuropaei, 12909 nucleotides long. NCBI's taxonomy places the organism in Eukaryota, Metazoa, Platyhelminthes, Cestoda, Diphyllobothriidea, Diphyllobothriidae. The record is from the annotation of a GenBank genome assembly.
AUGAAUGCGGGUGUGGAGCGCAAAACUGAACAGGUGAAGGUCUUUUGCAGAGUAAGGCCUGCGGAUGACUCUGAAGAAACCUGCAUCAGUGUUCUUGAUGAUUGCACGUUGGUUGCGCAGUCGAAACACGGCUCGUCAGGAAAGCAGGUAGGGCGUCUCGUAAACUAACAUCCUCAUGUGCAGAGUUUUUAUGCCUUCUCUCGAGUAUUCGCACCUGAUGCAUCACAGGAAUUCGUAUUUUCGGAAACAUUGCUGCCAUGCGUUGAGCGUGUAUUGAAUGGCGAAAAUGGUACAGCGUUCCUUUUUGCCUUUGACUUCUUAGCCCUACUCUUCACCUAUGGAGUUACAAGUAGUGGCAAAACCUACACCAUGCAGGGUGAUCUUGAAAACCCUGGUCUGUUGCCCAGAUCACUUGACAUAAUCUUUAAUUCGAUCUCUUCAUAUUCGACUAUGAAAUAUGUAAUUUGUCCUUCAUUAUUACGGUGUUUGCAGGUUGUCAAACCAACAGGACAAAACGGGUUUGUUUUACAGUCUGAAGCGGAAGCAAUAAUGGACAGACAGCGUCUCGACUACACUUGUAACCCAAAAACGCCGUCUAGGUUAUCCCCAACUGAUUAUAAUAUUUCUCUAGGCCUGAAAACAACACACCCUCCUUUGAGACCCGGGUCCGGCAGACUGAAUCCAUACCUUUGUCGAAAAAGUCGCUCUAUGCUGUGUUUGUAUCAUUCAUUGAACUCUAUAACAACAACAUAUAUGAUUUGCUCGCGCCUCUUCCGUCGCUUGGGAGGUAUUACAACUCUAUUGCAUCACUGCUUUAGUCUGCCUAGGCCCCACAAUCUGCGUGAAGAUGGCAACAGGAAUAUUUACGUACCUGGGAUAGUGGAAGCGGAGGUCAAGACGGCCGACGAGGCUCUUAAACACUUCUACCAGGGUACGUUUUGUUAUUUAAAAUGUCAUUUCACCGUUCGUUCCGUGGGAGUUUUCCUUACUAACCCUCGCCCACCUCUUCACCGGCAGCUCAGAUUUGCCGACUUGUGAUGUGCGGCUAGUGGUUUAAUUGACCGACUGCGCAGAGCCUGCGAAAGUAGCUGCUGGACGGAUUGUCUGCAGCGACUACUGACAAGAGUUAGCCGAUCACGAAAAUAACAGCAGAUUAACAGUAGGUGUUAUUCCUGGGGAAUGUGAUGGCAUCUGGGAUUUAGUUGUGCGUAGCUCUACAUACUGGAAGAAGUUGAAAAUUAUGAAAGUAUUGCCUCUCCCGACCUUUCUGAACUGCUACCUGUUUUGGCAGAAUCUCAGGGACCACUGUACUAACACCCUUACCACAGAUUUGUAGAUCUAGAAUUUUAUUUAGCCAGUGCUCUAAACCGCAAAUCUCCCCUGCCGGUGUUCUCAUUUCAUAGACCGCAUUUCCUCCAUACAUUUCACCUUCUAGGUUCCAAAAGGAGGCGUGUUGCCUCAACGGCCCUAAACGAUGCAUCAAGUCGAAGCCAUAGUAUCUUUACAAUUCGUAUUGUGAGGGCGGGAUACGAUCCGAAUUAUGAUGAAGUCAUUCAGGUACCUUUCCACUUUACCUCUUGCAUAAUUUCGCUAUUUUCGUAAUUUUACCUCACGUCUCCUCUUGUCCAGGAUAACAGUCUACUCACAGUCAGCCAGUUGUGCCUCGUUGACCUUGCUGGUUCGGAACGAACAAGCAGAAGUGGGACUACUGGACACCGUCUCAAAGAGGCAUGUAAGUAUUAUUUCCACUGCAGUUGCCCCCACCACAAAAAUCGAAUAUAUUCUGGCUUGAUGGAACAUGUUCACUAACAGCUCCUCGUUGCAAGAGCGCUUUGCGCUGUCAGGCUCAUUGGGCAGUUUUUGCCGUUUGUCGUACCAUCUUCUACGUGUGAAACGAAUUAUGACAAUAUCAAACGUCCGGCAAGUUAACGUUUCUUCGAUCUUUAGGUGGGCCGUGUCUGCAGUCAUUGACCCCAAACUUCGUAUGUAUUCUGUGAAAUGUGGUCUUUUUGCCAUAAAAUAAACCGAUUGAUAGUAGCUCAUCCCCUGAUUAGAACAGGUAUUAACCCCGACUCUUGACCAAGCAUCUUUGGACGUGUUUGUUUGUUGACUUAGAUAUGCACCUUAUGGAAUUUCUUACGAUUCUUAGGUCUUGGAGACUGUGGCCUGCCGUCCGUUUCGACUUAAACCAUCGUCUACUCUAUCUUACACCCGACCGUCUCUGCUUAGUAGUCCUUACUGGAUUAUGAGGUUCAAGUAAAAGUAGUUAAAAGUCUUUACCUUUGUUUACUCACUCUGUCAACGAGUGCGUGUUCAAUUUGUAGGAUUUUUUGAUCUUUUCUGUGACAGACCAAAAUUCUUGUUUAUUGUUGCUUCCGCCCACGCGUCUCAUCGUCGUUUUUUUUCAUCUCAAUAGCUCAAAUCAACAAUUCACUCAUGAACCUACGCAGGUGUAUCGAUGUGCUGCGAACCAACCAGAUGGCCUCACCAAGAGAGGACGGCCUAGGCCUCGGUGUUUCGCAAACUAUACCACGCAAAGUGCCCUAUAGGGACACCAAGUUGACACAUCUUUUCAAAAGUUACUUCGAGGGCAGUGGACAGGUCUUGGUCCUCAUAUGCAUACGUCCAAAAGUUGAGGAAUACGACGAGACACUAGUAAGCACUAUAAUCACCCUAUUUCAUCGGUGUGUUAACUUUGAGGCAGAAUGUCUUCUUCCCACUUUUUCGGAUGAUUGAUCCCAACUGGGGCGUUUUUUGACUGCAUUUGUCAGCAGUGAAUUGCCUCUAUUUGACUGUCAUUACUUCAGCGUGGAAAUGGUGCGACCGGCGACCAUAUUUCAGCUUUUAGUUCCGCAUAUAUUGUGACUUAGCCAAUUUUAAUGUCAUUAAACUUACCACUGACAAUGGUGCUUACGACAUAUUAUCCUUUUCAACCCCAUAAAGCACGUUCUGGAGUUUGCGGAACACAGCCAAUCAGUGUCGACGACUACCACUGUUCCUUCCACUCCGCGCGCCACCCCAGUCUCAUCCCGGGGCUCAUCACCUACACUGGAGGUAAGGUUCCGUUUUAUCGGUUGUUGUUGUUGUUGUUGUUGUUUUUACUCCCAACGUUAGAGGCCUUGCCAGUGCGUCCUUGAGGAUAGGUAAUGCGCCAUGAUGAAAUGCUGCGGCGUGGAAAGCAGGCUGGACGAAUUGAUUGAGAACUGUAAUUAAUGCUAUGAUCAAGGAAUCUGGUCCUAAUUGUUCUCUUCACAACCUUUCGCUCAUUUCGGGAUAACAUUAGGUCGCCUGUGUGUCGAAGGUCCGUCUUUUUGUGGUUGAGGAACCUCCAUAUAAUGGAAAGAAGAAUCAUGCGGAUUGUGUUUCCCCGAGCCAGUACGCGAGUAAAGUGCUGGCAUAAUCGAGGUUUGCAAUGCGGAGGUUCCCCCCUCCCCCCCCCCCACAUUUUCAUUGCCAUGGAUGACUGUGCAGAAUGGAGUGCAUCGCAUAGUUUGAGGGGACUACGGAAAGCUCCAACGGUGGCAGUAAUCCUCUGCCACACACAAAGUCCGGAAUUCGGAGGCCUCGCCCUCCCUAGGCGUCCUUGUUGCCGUGGAUGACUGGGCAGAACGAAGUGCGUCGUGUCGUUAGAAGGAACUGAGGGAAGAACAGAACGGUGCUGCGCACGAACGCUGAAAGUUGUUCUGUCAGCAGAGUAGCCGUCAUGGUAUUCCCUAAUUUUAAUAUUUGAUCGUCACGGCCUAUGUAAUGUCUGUUUUCGCCAUCUUCAACCUGGUGGAUGCGUCCUUCUGAUGGUGUUCCUCGGAGUAUACACUCAUCACUUUGCCUUGUUUAAUUUCCGAAGCAAUUAAUGCACGAAUUUGGAGUUCGACCGUCGUUGCCGACGAUGUCCGCUGUGUGCUCCACAUCAAGGUGACAGCAGUGACGGUGACUAGUGCAUGAAUUAGUUUAUAGUGAUAGUAGACUUGCACAGCAUUUACCGCGCUCUCUCCCCCCCCCUUCCCCCCACCUGGACCCGGUGUCAAGAAAACCGGAGACAGGAGGGCGCAGAUGGAUGGCAUGGUCGAGCCUGCACCUUGGCGCUCCACCCCACACCUGGUCCGCGCAACAAAUGACCAGGUUUUUGACCAUUAAUAAUGGGGGGCAGCAGGGGUUCCAGUGUGCGCGACGUCUGCCGGCAACCGGGUCUGUCGUCGCAUCCCGAAAUGUUGGCAUAUGCUAUGGUGCGCAAAUCCGAUAACGCCUGCCAGAAUCCGAUAUGGCCCUCGUGUUGGUCCAGCACAUCUGACGCGUGGCCCGUUUGGGGGCACGCGAACUUGGAGUAAAUCCUUCGGAACAGACCUAGCUGAUACCUACUUCUUUUAGUUUUUAAUUGGUCGCGUGUUGGCCACACAAAAUACUCAAAAGUGCGGUUACCUUCACCCCAUGACCAUUGUGAACGGUGUUUUCCGUCUGCACACAUUUUGCGACGAGAUUUUGGUGAUAGCGGUAACAGUAUUUAUAUCUCCCCCUACAGCCUUGGGCAUGAAAUUGACUUUCGUACAUUCUAAACCUACGGCUGCCACGUCGGUAGUGGUCUCGCUUAAACGUGCAUUUCCACUUUUGCAUAUUUUCAGGCCGCAAACGACGAGCUUCUUGCAGCCAUUGAACGGUGUCAGGCGCUUGACAAGGACCUCCAGGUUUGCGUUUCCAAAAUCCUGAACGCGGGACGCAAACUGAGCUCUCCCUCCCUGAGUGCCAGCGAAAGUUUCUUUGACAUGCCACUCAUCUGCUGUCCUGCCUUCUUCGAUGAAUCAGAUCCAGAUCGCGACAAGUCCUCUGAUCCGGAGUCGGCUGCCCACCCUCUCGCCAGCUGGCGCCGAUCCUCCAACGCCCAGAAAUCCCAUCACUUGGCUAACAACUGUCCCCUCUUCGAGGUCCUGCGCGCGCGGGCCGCUGAACGCAGCCGAGCACGAGAACUUCUUGAACGAGUGAGUCAGGAUGUGCAAUCCAGUUUGAUGAACAUGGUGCGGCCAGCAGAUACUAGAAACGCUCAACUCACCCUGCUUGACUCUUUGAACUCAAUGACAAUCGAAAAACAGCGAAUGGAGUCGAAAAUUCGUCACCUCGAGGUUUGUGAACCGCAUCUUUUUCCACUUUUAUGCAGACGACCCGUUCACCCGUUUUAUUUUUGGUAGUAACUUUGUCUUAGCUGGGCCUGUCUGCACGCAGUUAGGUACAGUGUCAUCGGAGAAUUCGGUUGUGGCCAGUACUUAAGAUGCCCUCUUUUUCUUGUCAUCUUUCCCUCUACUUCACCUGCCUUACUGUCUUUCAAUGGUUUUGUCGGAAGAUUUCAUGCCAUCUACCACAGCUCGCAUGCGCGGUCUGACUUCGAUCUUAUUUUCGCCAGCACACUUUCGUUAUCAAGCGGCAUUUGUGCCCAUUGUUCCGCUGUUUUGCCAUAACUGCUGUAUCCGACAGGGUGCGCAUAUACGCCUCUUAAGAAACUGAAACAAGUCAGAUGUUUUUCUGGUGUCUUGUACACUAGGGUCCUCAUAUGAAGCAGUUUCUGUUGACUGUGCCGUCCAAGCUGCAUGUAAGGAUUGCUAAUUAUGCCAGCGCAGGGCGUUUCACCUGAGAAGACCUCGAUGUCUACAAAACCGAACGUUAAACUGCCUGAGAUUUCUGAAAAGCUAACUCCGCCCCAGCUACUUUUCCAUGCGUCUUCAAUGUUUCGCCGUAAAAUAGGAAGCCUGGCCUAUCUUACAGGCGAUAGUCACGAUUCUCGUCACUGAAACCGCCAAAAUAUGCUUUUGGGAAGGUUUCAUCUUUUAUUCUGGUGAGAUUGGCUUGUUGAGACCGCGGUAUUCAAAGCCUCUCCCAUUAACGUUUGUUGCUGGAGUUUAUGACGCAGUUCGAUAACUACUCUUUACCCACCACGUCAACUUCCACGUUAUAACUUGUCACUCAAAACCAAGCUCUAUAAUAAUAUUUCACCAGAAAGUGUAUGUACAUCUCAUAUGCCCAUACCUGUCUGGACGUAGUUUUCCUGCAAAUAAAUGGGAUGAUAGGACAAAUAACAACGAACACAUGGAGCCUCAUGAUCGCGAGAAUCUGCCGACCACAGAAGAUCAGGCCAACCGCCUUCGCUGAUGGCACCCACGCACCAACUAAGACAUGUACUUCAGAUGUUGGGGUGCUGUCUAGGGAAAGCUAAUUCCGUAUCUUUACUAACCGUGGGACCUUAAACCUCCCGGAUUUGAUUGGUCUGUAUUGCUUCUCGAAGUAAACCAUACUACCGAUGGUUGUCAUUAGCGACACCAGGAAAGAUAAAUCAUUAAGUUGCCAUCGCCAAAGUUUGUAGUUUGGUAGUCCGGAAAAGAAUUUAACGCUUACCCUUGCACCUUCCAAAGUUGUAUUUAUGUGACUCUUCCGCGCAACCUAUACAAAGCGCUUUUGAUGAUUUCAGGAGUUCGUCGUUAGAUUUAACACGGUGACCGGUUUGCGCCACUUAACCCUCAGUCAACCUCGGAGCCUUGAAAACUUAACCGGCCCAUCUGUGGAACCCUAAAUCGUCCCUUUUCCGAUAGUUCAACCGUUGUUGCCGGGGAUAUCCACUGUGUGCCCCACAUUAGGGUGAGAGCGUGGACGGUGGCAUGGGCUGGAUUUAGUUUAAGCUAGCAGUCGACUUACGCAACAUCUACCUCAUUAUCCUCCCCCGCCUAGGUCCGGUGUCAUGACACAGUCAGGAAAGCCGGAGGCGGGGAGGGCGCAGGUGGCCGGCAUGACGUAAACUCGCACCUGGGCGUACCACCACAACCCCUGGUCCACAACACAUAUUGCCCAUGAUUUUACACGAAAAGGAGUGGCUGGGAUCGCAACUGACGCGGCGUUUGUGCACUGUGGUGCAUCAUUGAACUCUCACUUUUGUCAUCUGUUAUGGGUGCGCAUUUCCAAUAACGCCGUCUGGGCCCCGAUCUAGCCCCCGCGUCCAUCCAGCGUACCUACCACGUGUCCCGUUUGAGGGACACCUCUACUAAGCCGUCCCAGGCGCCGAAUGUCUACGCAAUUGUGUCAGCUAGGUUUCUAAAGGAUCAUAUAUCUAUUGCCCACUCAAACUGGGCGACCGUCGGUGGCGCUGAAAGGGAGCGCCCCUUCCCCCGACAGCGACGGCAAUUCUAGCAGGCAUUUCCCGUGUGCAUAUAUGAUUCCCUGUUGGAUAACAGCGCAAACAAGCAAGGGAACGGUACGAGUUUUGUCUAGUUUCCUGGAAAGAGUUUGGUCUUGAUGGAAUAUCGGUGUCCUCCUACCGUUUUACAUACCCGAUCGCAACCGACAUGAUGACGAGCCCGUGUCGCAGUGGUUAGUUGCGUUGGACUUCUAACCAACAGGUCACGAGAUUGAGCCCCAGGUGUUCCACACUUCGGGGUUGGGCAUGACUAGCUGACGACUGCUAAUAAGCUAGAAAUGGCCAUCCCAAUCUCCUUUGUCUUUGCCGGUAAUGUAAUUCUGCCUAUAGUACGCGCCGUUGUGCGACUGCUGGCGGGCCUCGAGAUAGAAAGCCCGUAAUGGCACAACGAUCGAUGAGCGCCCUCCUACCUCUGCCCUCUAACCUACUGGGCCUUCUGCUACCAUUGGGAAUUCUUUAUGCCUAAUAUGCAUCCCUCCCCCUUUUUCCUUCUUUCACUAUCAGAACGAGGUCGCCAAGAACAGGCUGCUGGCGCGUCAUGAGAAGUCGGAACGUCUGCGCGAGGCGGACAACGCCCGGGCACAGCUGCAGAGGCUGCGCAACCAUGUGCAGGACAUGACUCCCAACUGCCGUACUCCACACACUCGAGUGCCGGCCAGUGGGCGGAAACGCGCCUCCAAGAUGGACACGGAUGCUGAGGAGGAUCUUGCACGGGACAAGCGCUCUCGCAACGAAAAUUCACCGCCGACCGUGGUAAGUGAUGUGGGGGAAUUCGAAGUGGGCUGACAUUGAUGGGAACCGGUGGUACACCGAGGAAAAGCCCCGAAAAUUGCCUAAUGAAUGUCGAGUUUUUUCAUCUGCGUGCGAAGGUGCGCUUAAGAAGUGUCACUUCCUCAUAUCAUGUGGUCAGGGGAUGUUGGUAAAUCGGAAGUGUUGACAUUCGCCAGCACCAACAGUUGAGUCGCCGACGAGCCCCGAUUACAUUAACAGCACAACGGCCUCUAACUCCCUUAGCAAAAUAUCUAAAGCCAUUUCCAGAAUUUAAUCCAACUGCCUCUGUGCAGGGCUUUUACUGGUGCGACCUUUUCUAAGGUGGUCAUUCGUGCUAUCGCGUUUAUAUUACUUGUUUAACAGGCGUUAUUUCUUAAACAGUACACACAAUGGUAAACCACAAAAAAUCCGGGUUUGUUAAUUAGCUGUGUAAUAGGCGUCGUGGAUCUUUUGUCUUGUGACAUGCGGGCAAUUAAUACUUGUUUGUGCCUGCUCAAAGGUUGACGACAUUUCGAAUCAAUGCGGUCUUUUCCCUGUGAUCUUUGGUCAGUCCCAUGGCAAUCCUUAUCCAGGUAGCAUUAAAUUAUCGAUCACCAAGGGCUGAUGUGCCUCUCUGUAGGCCUGUAGAUAUGACUAUGCUGUUUGUCAAUGUCCAUCACUAGAUUAGCACCGAAUUGGAAAGGGAGUGAUGUCGCGGGUGACACUUAUUCGGACGGACGAAGUCCUUGAAGGGACACUUCGAGACGAAGACCCAACUUUAAAUUGCCUAAAAAACUCGUCCACACUCGGGGUUCGGUCUGUUGGCUAAAACUGCCGUAGAAUGGCAUUACCGACAAAGACCAGGAAGGCUGGUCGGUAAUGCCAUUCUGCCUAUAUCGUGCGCCGUUGUGCGACUGCUGGUUGGGCUCGAGAAACAGCCCGUAAGGCACAUCGGAACGAAUGAAUUCCGUAAUAACAAUCGGUGAGCGCCCCCUACCAUUAAAACUGCCGUAUUCUCCAAAGGCACUAUCUGGAUUUUCGCAGUCAGAUUUGUGUCGUAGUUUUUGACUGACUCUCUCGUCAUAACUGAAGGUAACUGCAGCGUGCGUGCGUGCGUGUAUAUUUUGCAGAAAUGUUCCCAGACUCACCCUCUCACCCAUCCAUCAAGUUGGCAGUGCGCCUCCACCAUCCUGGCCCUGUCCACCUGCUGAAGGUGUGUCGGUGAUGGUGAUGCUGCUAACAUCCUACGAUUGGCGACCUUCUAACUAACAAAGUAUUUGCUGCACUGACCCAGAUGUGACCCUGGUCCAGUGACAACUGCCCUCAUCUCCUUCAAAUUCAUAAGUCUAUCGAUUGGUUAAAGUAGGGAAUGAUAUCCUAUCCUCAUCCUCAUUACCAUCCCUUGGUAAUUUCAGCCGUCUCUCGCCUAGUCUAUCCAUCUGCCAACUGCAGAGCCAGCGUAGUCUUGCGCUCUGGCAUUAGUGCAAUUUUUGCCCACCUUUAAUACUGUCCACCUUAUGCUUGGGACAUAUCAUGCAAUUUCUGUCUCCAGGGCAGGGUCGCCGCCCUUUCGCGUCGCUACGAGUCGCGACUCCAGGAGGAGACUGGGUCUGCCAAACGUGGCGCGCAGACUGCCGUUCCAUCCACGGCCCCUGUUAGGCGUCUGCGGGACGGUAACUCGCGUCGCCACACUCCCACAUCUCCCCUUGCCGAUAUUCUCAAUCGUCCGGCACCCGUGAACCCUCGACACCGUCGUUCCAAGUCCACUGGUGGCGGCAAGGCUGUCUGGCUGGAGCACAAGGAGAUCUUUGCCGCGCCCUUGGGCACCAUACUGGCACCCUCAAUCAAGGCGCGUAAGUCUGCCACACAGGUUGAACUCAAGGACACCUUGGUUGCGACUGACUACCUACUUCAUCACCAGACCACUGAUCCCGAGGGCAACGUGGAAACGCGACUUUUUAAGGUUGGUUGCUGCCGUUUUGCUUUACACAACAAUGUGAGCCGCAGCUUUUUUGGAUAGGUUUUAUGUAUGGCUACUUUUCUCCAUUUCCAAAAUCCCUCUUUCAGGGCUCGAUUCUGCCUACGGCCGGUGGGGGUUCUGCUGUGAUCUUCAAUGAUGUGGAGGAACUGCGACAGAAGUCCCCGCUGAGGACCAGCCUGUGAGUCACUCCCCAUCUUCAUUAAGUUUUUUCCGACUUCCUAAAGGCUUUGUGUUUGCAGACAGCCUAGUCGCUGCCUGUUGGCUGUUCGGGGAACUUGGGGUAAACUAAUCUACGCUUCCUAAGGUCUCGCCGGCCGAUGUUUCUGUGACCCCGAUCGCCUUUAGAACUGUAAUCUUGCGGACACGUGUGCCUGGCAUAGACUUGUUUUACAGCGGAAGCGAAAGUUCGAUUUACAGGUGCAUGUAUAAGUAAAUAAGAAGACUGGUCGAGCAUCAUUUUCAGAGAUAGUAGCAAAAACAGCACGAACGACUAUUAUAGGGUGUGCUAAUCGACAAUCGACCGAUGGCGCAAAACUAGAGGUGACUGCGCAGGGCUCUGUACGCCGGCGGUCCGGGCUUCAAUCAAUCCUCGGCCCGUAUUGUUUCCAGUGCGGACUAUUAUCUUUGUGGCUGCAAAGUUAAACUCCAUGACCCAUUUCGUAGUUUUGGUCAGCCACUUGUGAUAAUUCGUCGCCUCCUCGCACCGGCAGCAUGUGUUCGUGUAUGUGCGAUCAGCACAUGCGUCCAGUUUGGCCUGUGUAGUUACAUGGACAGUUUUUACACGGGGUGCGAUACGCUACUCCAGAUUGCUCUUCGAUUUAUUUAUCUGGCGCCGCCAUACAGAGUCCUGUGCAGUCACCCUCAGUAUUGCACUAUUAACUGAUAAUUGGCUAACGCUCUAUAAUUGUCGCCUGUCCUGUUUUUGCUGCUAUCUCGGACACGGUGGACUCCUGCAAGAAUUCGAAAGUUCAGAACAAUAAACUGACUGUUCCGGUGCUCGACUAGUCUUCUUUUCACUUGUAGACUUGUUUGUCUUCGUACAUAGGGGGCUUCCGAGGUAGAUUUAAUUUCCUUCAGCCAAUGCACUUUGCCAUCGCUUAUCUGCCUCUUUUUCCUUGAGAAAACUACUUCUACACGAUGUUCCUUGGAUUUUGCAACCAACGGUCGUCGAAGUAAAUAGGGUCAGUCAAGUAUUCAGUCCGUAAAAAGUGCUGGCUUUCAUGGUGUAGCCUUGUUGCUGGGCCGAAGAUUUCUCUUAGACGUCGUGGGCCCUCGGUCGACCUAGCCAGAAUGGACAGGCUGCGCCAGAGAGCGGUUGCGUGGGGCUACCGUCUUGAGAAAUUGUUCCCUACGCCAUUUUAAGCUUCCAGGAUUGUGUCUGAUGGGUAUAGAUGUAGUUUCAUUAGGUGGCGCGCAGUAUCAGAGACAUGCAGCCAACGAAAGAGGGAACUUCUUCGACCUGCAUUUCGUCAUCAGUCAGUGGCCUCCUGAUUGCACGCCCUAGGUUCGAACCAGAGCCAUUUGUCGAUCGAGCAAGCGCCCCAACCACUGCUCUGCGGACCCUAUCAUGCCGACUGAGAUCUAGGAAUGUUCAUUUGUAUGACGGUGGCGUCCACUGAUGUGUCCAGCUUGCAGGACGGACACGGGAAUUUCCGCCCUGCAAUCGGGGUAGGUCAUUGGACGUCGCUUGUGUGCAUGAAUCCUGCCAUAAUUUGUGACCUCAUGGGUAGCCGACUUGUUGAUUCGAUGCCCAACCACGCUUGGCCGUCUCAUGUUUCGUGAUCGCCCUUUGGGCAGAACGGAAGGCCGACUGCUUUUGCAGACAGUCAUUGCCAAAAGCCAUUUCACAAUCCACCACCUGUAGACGGGCCCCAUCACGAUGCUCUCACCUGCUUAUGUACACUUUGUACAAACGUGAUCACGCGUGAUCUAGCCGACUUCAAUUAUGCCUUUCAUGCGACACGAUCCGGGACUGCGACUCAACUCGACCUGCUCUUCUUUAACGUGUAUCGCGAACCAUGUUGAGGCGGGUUUCACUAGGACCACUUUGUCGCCCCAUCGUGGGGUUGUUGUGCUCGUGCGGACUGACCCACCUGAGAUAGAGGCGGUAUACUCCACUCGGGGAUCAUUCCCAGUCAACGAUCCUCGGGGUCAUACAACUUUCACGUGCAGGAUCCAGAACCAACAGCCACAGAGAAUGAUUGUACUGGUGCGAUUGCGAAGACUUCAGGACAUUUUCGAAGGUUUGCAGAAGAUGCCGUCGUUAUUCUGUUCGUUUGACAACAACCUGACCGCUUUGGCUUAUUUUUUAAACAAAUCACACCUGAGCAAGACUUCAGGAGAUGUUUACCAGGGCCUAGUUUCUGGAGGGUUUCUUUCCGGUCUCCUUAACGUCUUUUCGCCCUGCUACCGAAGAAGCCAUUUCUGAGGCAUUGUUUCCUUAGUUUUUCUUUGGUCUACGCAUGCUCACAUUUUACUGGAGAGGCUCAGUGAAACGUUUGUGUCGUGUAUGCGUUUUACUCGUCUCUUCCUCCUGCCUGCAUAUACGUCUAGGUCUUAGUCUUUUAAGGGAAUCUUAAGAGCGGCACACUUCAGGUUAUCGCCUGUUCUUCAUUCAUUAGGUCAAGCUAUUUGGUUCUUUUAUCCACCGAAUAUUUUUUGUUGCAAAAUCAGCCGAAGAUCGAGACGUCAGUCACGAACAUCUCAACCGCCUGAAGACAGUGGAGCAGAGGAGGGCGAUGCAGCGCCCACACCCGCCAAAAGGCACACCUCCACACGGGGCAGACGGAGUAAACAUUCUUCCCUCGGUUCCCAGUCCUCCGCGGUCGUUCGUAGCAUUGAUAGCGCUAGCGAUCUACCGGAAGAGGAGGAUGUGACGAGUCAGGCCAGUUCCUACUACCCGGUCAACCCACCCACCAAGGACUCGCCGCCAUCAGCCUUUCCGACCUGUCUUGGCAUCGGUAUCUCCAGCGGUGGUGGAAUUGGACAUUCAGCCGGCUGCAGAAAAUGA